AAAACCGGUAGUGGAGGGGUCCAACAACACCUACCGGAUAAUUGCUUCGGACUUUGCAGGGAUCAUGACUUGGCACUUAGUGUCCUUGAAGCGCUUGGCGACUCUUUUUCGAGAGUGCCCAAGUCCUUUCCGGGAUCUUCGUCCAGUUCAUUCUCUUCAAACUCCUGUGCUCUCUCAGUUGCAUCAUCUUCAUCUAACGAUUGCCCAACGUCUACUAGCAUUUGCAAAUGGGAAGGCUGUGACGACUGCCAUGAUGUUGCUACUUCAGGAUUACUUUCCCACAUCCAGACUUCUCAUGUCUAUCCCCAGUUAUCAUCCAGAAAAACCCAGUAUACUUGCCUGUGGCGUGGAUGCAAGGUUUUUGGACAACCUAGUGUUUCCUCGAACUGGCUCUCCCGCCAUGUCCUUAGGCAUUCAGAGGCAAGAGGAAAGCCAUUUCAAUGCAUUUUUGAACACUGCGUCCUCCGCUUUUCUUCUACUGCCCUACUGGAACGACAUAUAGCUCGCGACCAUUCGCAAGAAAAUGGCGCAACGUGCGCCCCGAAGUCAUUGGAUUUAACAUCUAAGUCGUCAGCUGCACAACAGUCGGUCUCUUCAUCACCCCUCAUCAAUAAACAUGCUGCGACUGUGAAAAGCUGCUCCCGGAAAUCUUUACGGAAGCGUCGCAAGUUUCGUUGCUAUCGUGCUGCACUUCCACAGCAGCCAAUUCCUCUCGACCGACAUCCACACGCCGUCUCCGCUCGGGCGGCCCAGCUAAACCCAGUCUUUCCAAACCCAGUUCCCGGUCUCCAUCCUCUAAGCCCAUCGCGCAACCUUCCAAACCCGAUGGCUCGCAUGUCAAGCUCCUCCUCACCGUUCCUCAUACUGUGA
Molecule: messenger RNA, 870 nt
Organism: Dibothriocephalus latus
Lineage: Eukaryota; Metazoa; Platyhelminthes; Cestoda; Diphyllobothriidea; Diphyllobothriidae
Source: the annotation of a GenBank genome assembly